AUCAACCUGUCGACUUGUUUAUAUCCAAUCUAAUCAGCAGGCUCCAUCACUUUCUCACCUUCAGGAUUCCUUCAGCAAUGGAACUGCAGCUCACACUGAUUCUCACCUGCCUGCUUUUCUCCUCAGCGCUGGGACUUCAGUGUUAUCAAUGUAUACCUGAUUCAUCAGGAUCCUGUGAAAGCACCGUGACACAAUGUCCAGAUCGCUGUGGCAGCAUAACCACCACCAACACCGCCACCACCAACCAAGAUGGGAUGCUUACGAGCGUCAGUGUAAAGUCCUGCUUGGACGCUUCUCAGUGCAUCAACGGGAGUGUACGCUUGCUGAAUCAGCUGACAGUUAACGUCAACACCAAGUGCUGCUCCACUGACCUCUGCAACACGGAAACACUGCCAGCUCAAACCAAUCAGAUCUCUAACGGACGGAGGUGUUACACGUGUGCUGGAGAGAACUGCACCGUGGAUUGUCAGGGAGGUCACUGCAACAAGACAAUAGGAACCGUGGACUGUGUAGGAGAUGAAGAUCGCUGCAUCAGUAUAACAGUUAGUGAAUUUGGAGUUACAACCUCUGUGGAAGGAUGUGCAUCCAAAAGUGUGUGUGACUUGAUUGCAGUCCAGGAAAUGAUGGGCUUCGGUUCCUCUGUGACGUGUUGUAAGGGGAAUCUGUGUAACACUGCUGAGAUCUUCACACUGAGUUUCUUCCUCCUGCUCGUCCCUCUGCUCUCCUCCGUCCUCUUCAUCUGA
This is a messenger RNA of Tachysurus fulvidraco (yellow catfish), 743 nucleotides long. Its product is annotated as urokinase plasminogen activator surface receptor-like. Lineage: Eukaryota; Metazoa; Chordata; Actinopteri; Siluriformes; Bagridae. The record is from RefSeq and is a predicted model, not a curated record. The coding region runs from base 78 to 743 and encodes 221 amino acids. The transcript is spliced from 6 exons.